Molecule: messenger RNA, 2277 nt
Organism: Cydia fagiglandana
Lineage: Eukaryota; Metazoa; Arthropoda; Insecta; Lepidoptera; Tortricidae
Product: cytochrome P450 4C1-like
Exons: 11
Coding region: 85-1581 (498 amino acids)
Molecular function (GO): monooxygenase activity; oxidoreductase activity, acting on paired donors, with incorporation or reduction of molecular oxygen; heme binding
Source: RefSeq, a predicted model, not a curated record
UCAUAAUAUCAGUGAACGGACCAGAGGUUAGUUGUGUAGGUACAUAAAGGUUAUGUCAAGUGCACAGUGCUCAAUAAUAAAAGGAUGUUCCUGUUAUUAGCAUUGUCGUGUGUGGCGCUGGCGUGGUGGGCGCGGUGGCGCGCGCAGCGCUGGCGGCUGCUGGCGCUGGCCGACCAGCUGCCUGGCCCGCCAGCACUACCUGUGCUCGGCAACGCCCUGAUAUUAAUUAGAAACCCAGAAGGAAUAUUCAUCACUUUUGACAAGCUCAAGAAGGAGUACGGCCGUGCAUUCAGAUUCUGGUUAGGACCCGAACUUAAUUAUUGUAUCUCAGAACCUGAUUACGUCAAAAUUCUUCUUCAAAGCAGAAAAUUAAACGAAAGAGGCCCGCAAUACAAAUACAUGGUAGAUUUCCUGGGCUAUGGUAUUCUCAGCGGAUCAGGUCCAGUUUGGCGGAAGCGGAGAAAGCUAAUUAGUCCGAAUUAUAGCCAUAAAGCUAUAGAAAAUUACAGCUAUUCAUUCAAUGAAGAAACUGGCUUCUUACUGGAGAGGCUCAGAGCGCGACCUGCGGGGAAGUCAUUUAAUAUCUACGAAGAAGUCGUCAAAACGACCACCUACACGGUCUGCCAAACUUUAUUCGGCUUGAAUAGAGAGCAGACGCUGAAGCUCCCCUAUCUUCAAGAAAUUGUUAAUGAAACACAUCAAAUGUACGCAGAAGCGUUCAUGAGAAUGACAAAAUGGUAUCUACAAAUUGAGCCUUACUACUGGCUUUCACAGUACUACCCAAGACAUCAAAAGUUCAUACAAAAAACAAAACUUAUGGUGGACGCUGUAGUCAAACAUAGAGUUAGAAAACUAAAUGAUACAAGCUUAAUUAAAAACAACAGCGAAAUUGCGUUGAAUAAGCAUGAAGCUUUUAGUACUGUGGAUAAGUUAAUUUUGACAAAAUCAAUCGAUUAUGAUGAGAUGUUAAAACAAAUAUUUACUAUAUUUACAACGAGUCAAGAAACAUCAGCGAAUAUUGCUUCUUUCCUACUACUGAUGAUGGCCUACCACCCUAAAUGUCAGGAAAAACUAUACGCAGAGAUAAAGGAAGUGUUUGGCGGGGAAGACCGGCAUGUGAGCGACGAGGAUGUAAAGCGCAUGCCGUACUUGGACAUGGUAUUCAAGGAGGUCAUCCGGCUGUUUCCGAUCGCGGCGAUGGUGCAGCGCACAGUUAUGGAAGAUAUUGAUAUAAGUCACGGCGUUACCCUCCCAGCAGGCAGUUCCCUGACCGUGUUGAUAUUCCACAUGCACCGUGACAAGGAGUUCUGGCCUGACCCGGACGCCUUCGACCCGGAGCGGUUUAGCCCUGAGCGCUCCGCGGCGCGCCACCCCUACUGCUAUAUCCCUUUCAGCUUGGGCUCCAUGAACUGUUUAGGAAGACACUUCGGCACCAAACUGGUGAAGACUGUCUGCAUCAGGGUUCUGCGUGAGUUCAGGCUGACCUCUCCGGAGACGUACGCGGAUCUCAAGCUGCUGUGCGCCGUGUCAGUCGAGUCUGUCAACGGAUAUCCAGUGUUCCUGAACCCUAGACUCAACUAAUUUGAAAUAAUUAAAAGAUUAUUUUGAUAAAAGACUUCGAAAACCUGUAACUUUAAUGAUCUACAUACAUACCUAAUACAGUGUGUUGUCUGUAACAGGAGCAAUAAAUUAAACUGUAGGCUGUACGCAUCAAACUGACCAACAUUUGUUCAGCAACUUUUGAAAAUAACUCAUGGUUUGAUUUUUAUUACACUUUAAAGUUUAUUCUAAGACGCAAUGUAUUGCAAAUUUUGUCAUGUUUACAGCGUGACAAGCAACGUCAACGUCAAACACACUGAUGUCAGCGUACAUUGAAGGCAAUAUUUAUUUUGUAUGAAAAAGAAGAAGUCUAAAGGAUUCAUAAUUAUUAAAAGUUGCUGAACUAAUGUUGGUUAGUUUGAGGAGUACAGCCUUUAGCUUACUUUAUUGCUCCUGUUACAGGAAGCACCCUGUAUAUGUGAAGUUUUCCGGCAGUUCAAAAACUUUAACUACUGUAAAGAAGAAAAAUUUGCCGAGAAACUUCCCAACUCAAUCUUUUAAUAUCUGGAAGAUGACAUGUUAUGGACAUGUCCUACAUAUAACAGCCAAACAUCUAUGUAUAAAUGAGAUAAUACAUGUUGUGUUUACCUAUUAAUCCUGGAAUAUAAAAUACUUAAAACCUUUUACAGUCCAAGUAAUUAUAGAACGAAUAAAUAAAGUCAGGUAUGGCUAUUAAAA